GCGGCCGCCGCGGCGAAGCUGGCGCUGGGGCCGGGCGGGGAGGCGGCCGGCGGCCCGUGUGCUAUGACAAAGUAUCAUGUCGUUGAUGUGCAGUGUUGCCAGAAGGUCAAGAGGGAUUAUCCUUCCCCUCUACUCAGCCCCAAUGAGGCCACAUCUGGAGUUUUGGGUUGAGUUCUGAGCUCUCCGCUGCAAAAAAAGAGAUGGAGCUACUGGAGAGUCCAGCAAAGGCUCAUGAAGCUGCCAGUGUUGCUUCGCUUCAGCUGCGUUGGCCUGGUGUUUGUGUGCAAUGCAGUGAUGUGGACAGUCUUCACAAAAGCCUUACGACUCUCCUCCUCCUCAGCUGCUGCCUCUGUGACAACCACAGCCUCCAACUUCAUCUUUUCGAGAGCAGUCUGAAGGUCACUGGGGUUGACUUUCUGAAGAGCCAGAACACGCGGCAGCACCACACGGAUGGGUACAACAUCCAGAGCCUGGUGGUGCGGCGCGGGCAGCCCUUCCAGGUGCUGGUCAGCCUCAGCAGGGAGCUCAGGGCUGCUGACAAGCUGACCCUGCGCUUUGGCAUCGGUGAAAGUCCAAUGAAAAACAGGGGGAGCCUGCUGUCGCUGAAACCGGAGCGGGAGGAUUUCAAUGGUUGGAAAAUCUCCGUGGUUGAGAGGAAAGGCAAAGAGUGCCUGCUGUCUGUCACCAGCUCGCCCAAUGCCCCUGUGGGAAAAUACAACCUGCAUGUGAAGACUGGCAGUAACAUUUACAAGCCUGAAAAUGGUGUCAUCUACCUUUUGUUCAAUCCUUGGUGUGAAGAUGAUGUUGUCUACAUGGCCAAUGAUGCAGAGAAGGAGGAAUAUGUGCUCAAUGACACUGGCACCAUCUAUGUUGGGUCUGCGUACAGCAUCUACGACAGGCCCUGGAAUUUCGGGCAGUUUGAGGAAUUUGUCUUGGAUGCCUGCAUGUAUCUGCUGGACAAAAGCAAGCUCAGCCUGGCUCAGAGAAGGGAUCCUGCUCAUGUGUCCAGAGCCAUGUCUGCUUUGGUUAAUGCCAACGAUGACAGCGGAGUCCUGCUGGGGAACUGGUCAGGGAACUACGUCGGUGGAACAUCCCCUAUGGAUUGGAUUGGGAGUGUGACAAUUUUGCAGAAGUACUACAAAACCAAGAAGCCGGUGUGUUAUGGCCAGUGCUGGGUCUUCUCAGGAGUCCUCACCACAGUCAUGCGUUGCCUGGGGGUGCCAUGCCGCUGUGUGAGCACCUUCGACUCUGCCCACGACACGGAGGAGAACCUGAGGGUUGAUGUUUACCUGAACGACAAAGGAGAAAAGCUGAACUCAUUGUCCUUUGACUCUGUCUGGAACUUCCACGUGUGGAAUGAUGCCUGGAUGAAGAGAACAGACAUACCAGAUGGGUUUAGUGGCUGGCAGGCAAUUGAUUCAACCCCUCAGGAGCAAAGUGAAGGUCGUUUCCAGUGCGGGCCCUGCCCGGUGAAGGCUGUGCGGGAAGGAGAUGUGUACCUGCCCUACGACGCCAAGUUCGUGUACGCAGAGGUGAACGCUGACAGGGUCUACUGGGUGGUCAAGAAGGUGAACGGCAAGGAUAAAUACUUCAAGGUUGGCACGGAGACCCAAGCCAUCGGCAAGAACAUCAGCACAAAAGCCGUGGGGCAGAACAGGCGGGUAGACAUCACCCAGGAGUACAAGUACCCCGAAGGCUCCAAAGAGGAAAGGAUGUCCAUGCAAAGAGCUUACAGCUUCCUACGCCCUUCGGGGUUGACGCCUCGUUCAGGCUACGCUUCGACUCUGCAGAGAAUAGGUGCCAACACCGAGCCUUUGGUCCCGAAUGAGCCAGUCACCAAGACUGGGCUCCACCUGGAGAUAACCAAUACAGAACCUUUGCAUCCUGGCAAUCCCCUGGAAAUGGCCAUCACAGUGAAGACCUCUGCUCCUGGGAACUGGACCAUUGACCUUAUUGGCUCCUGCCAGCUGCAGUACUAUACUGGAAACGUUCAGGCCAAUCUUGGAACUCUCAAGGAGACCAUCACUCUUGAAGGCCCAUCUGAGAUGCAGAUCCCCCUGAAAAUAGCACCUGAUGCAUACAUGAAGACAUUGUCCUCCGUGGAAGAUGAAGUGCUCAUCCUUGUCACUGCCAUUGCCGAGGUCCAGGAAACAAAUGACAAACUCACCAAGGAAACUUCAAUGAGAUUCGAGUAUCCCCCAAUCACUGUCCAGAUGCCAGAAACAGCCAGUCUGUACAAUGACUUCAACUGUGCAUUCAUCUUCAAGAACAAGCUGAAUGUGACCCUGGAAAACUGCAAGCUGCUGGUGGAGGGCUUGGGCAUAUUUAAGAUGACAACAUUUGAGCUGGGGGAUAUAAUGCCUGGCAGGAUCAUCAAGUCUGAAAUAGUAUGCACUCCAACAAGACUAGGAGAGAAGAAAAUCGUAGCCAAGCUGAUCUCCAACCAGAUCAAAGGGAUCUCUACAGAGAAGGGCAUCUUCAUCACCGAGUAGGAUCAGUGCCUUGGCAGCGUGCAAAUGUUGGCCUUGCUAAAAUGUUGGCCUUGCUAAAUGUAUCUCAUCACUGGGCACUUCUUGCUUUCUUGAUUGCUGCAUAGUUCUUCUAAAGCAAAGAGCAAAAAUGUCAUAAAGCUACUGGAAUUAAACUGCCUUAAGGGCGCAGUUGCAUUGAUUGCAGUUAAUUGUGAUUCAAUAAAG
Molecule: messenger RNA, 2696 nt
Organism: Camarhynchus parvulus
Lineage: Eukaryota; Metazoa; Chordata; Aves; Passeriformes; Thraupidae
Gene: TGM4
Product: transglutaminase 4
Exons: 16
Coding region: 201-2492 (763 amino acids)
Biological process (GO): peptide cross-linking
Molecular function (GO): protein-glutamine gamma-glutamyltransferase activity
Source: RefSeq, a predicted model, not a curated record